Molecule: messenger RNA, 2031 nt
Organism: Effrenium voratum
Lineage: Eukaryota; Dinophyceae; Suessiales; Symbiodiniaceae
Source: the annotation of a GenBank genome assembly
AUGCCGGCAGCGCCGAUUCAUCAUGCCAUCGGGCAUGCUGAUUGGCCCCGGUGUCGGGAGCUGCUGGCGGGAGAUGGCGGGCCAACCCUGGCGGCGGUGCGGGGCCGCAGCGGCGCCUCCGCGCUGGUCCAGGCCCUGCGCAAGGCAGCGCCUGCGGACGUUCUGGAGCUCAUGCUCGCGUCCUCCAGCGCGCCCGCCGCGGCCAAGGCGCGAGUGCGACACCAGAGCGCGGCGGACGUGGCAGAGGAGUUGAACUUGGAUCCGGCCCUUGUGGAGCGACUACGAUGCCUCGAGAGGUCGUUGCCUGACAGCCCGGGCAAGGUGCGGUGCCCCACCUGCCAGGACGAGGUGGCGACCCGCAGCGCUCUGCAGGUCCUGGGCGAGCGCGUGGAGCAAGGCGAGGAGCAGAACCCUUUGGUCCGAGCCUUUUUCGCCCGGCCGUCCAUGAAGCGACUGGCCCAGCUGCCGCUGCACCGGGCGGCGGACUGCCACAACUUCCGCCAGGAAGUCUCCGAGACCAUGGCUGUGCUCCAAGCCGUCGAGAAGUUGGUGCCUGGUGCUGAGGCCCUGCACUUCCUGGACCUUUGCUGCGGCAGCGGCCUCACCAGCGCCGCGCUCGGCGCCGGAGCAGCCGGCGACCGCGGCGGUCGCGAUCGCGUCACUGCGGUGGACCUGCGCCCGGCCAGGGCGAUGCCCCACUUUGCAGAGGCUGGCCUCACGAAUGCUCGCUACCUUUGCGAGGACAUGAUGAGACCAGGCUUUCGCGCGGCUGUGGAGGCGGUGAUCGAAGAGGUGGGGCUUCCAGUGGUGGUGCUGGGCAUGCAUUGCUGUGGGGCGCUGAGCGUCAUCGCCACGCAGAUCUUUGCCCUGCCUCAGUGUGAGGCCAUCGUGCUGUGCCCCUGCUGCUCCUUGCGGGGCUUGGAUCUCAAGCGCGGCCUCGACCUGCCGAAUGGCUUCGAAGGCGGCGACAGCUACGAGACCUGGGCAGCCAAGCUCACGGCGCUGCUGCCGGAGGCCGUUUGCGAGCGCUGGCCGGACAUGCUGACGCCCUGCAAUGCCAUGAUUUCAGCGCGAAAAAGAUGGGAGGCACUGCGGGGGAGGAGGCUUCGUCAUUUUUGUGGCGGGGACAGUUCUGCUGCGGCCGCUUCGGCCGCUGCGGCCGCUUCGAGCGCCAGACGCCUUCCAAAGGAUGGCGACGGCCCGCCCGAGGCGCAGGUGGAGGCCCUGUGGCUUAUGGCCCAGCUGCCCGGAGACCAGCGAUUCGGAUCCGUCGCUGAGGCGACGCGAACAGCCUUCCAGCUCUGUGCUAAGCCGCUGCAGCCGCAAGAGCUGACACGUCUUGCGUGGUCGCUGCCACGGCUGCGGGUGGCCGACCUUGCGACGGCCAAGGUCUUGGCAAAGUCGGCGCUGCCGCAGGCGGAGCUGUUCGAGGCACCCGACCUAGCGCGCCUCGCGGCGGGGCUGUGCAGGAUGCGGCACUCCGAAGGUGCUUGGCACCUCUACGCCUGGGGCCCGGAGAAGAGUCGCCAGAGGUGCUGGCAGGGCAGCCACGAAGGGUCAGGCACGGGUUCAGCGGGCCUUGCCGGGGGCUGCGGGCACGCAGGGGCAGUCCGCCAGCGCAAGCCGUCGCACGUGGGCGAAGAGCCGUCUAGCCUCUGCUUGGUGAGUGCAGAGUGGGUGACUUUAUGGCUGGGCCAUGCCCACCCCCGGCCCCGCUGGCCGCGCUGCGAUCCGUCGGACGGAGCUUUGGCGCGCAGGGCCAUGAGCGACGACGACCUGCAGGUGCUGCAGUCCCGCAUUGAGGAGCUGCGCCAAAGGCCGGUGCUGCCUCUGCUGUUCAUCGACGCCAUGCUCCCGGGGCAGCGUCUUGUCUUCGACUCCUCUGCGCAGGAGUUAGUGGAGCUGGAGGGGGAGGUGGGUGUCCUAGGCGUUGCGCCGGGGGCUUCGGCCAUCCCCCGCUUCGGCAGCGCCGCGCAGCUGGCGCGGCGCGAGGGCCGCUGGGCCUGGGCCUCGUCCUGGGCCCGGGAAUGA